Poeciliopsis prolifica (blackstripe livebearer) is the source of this 824-nucleotide messenger RNA. It is a transcript of the gene nme4, whose product is annotated as NME/NM23 nucleoside diphosphate kinase 4. The transcript has 5 exons. Lineage: Eukaryota; Metazoa; Chordata; Actinopteri; Cyprinodontiformes; Poeciliidae. Gene Ontology annotation, biological process: CTP biosynthetic process; GTP biosynthetic process; UTP biosynthetic process. Gene Ontology annotation, molecular function: nucleoside diphosphate kinase activity. The record is from RefSeq and is a predicted model, not a curated record. Bases 47 to 652 code for a protein of 201 amino acids.
GACUUCACGCCAGAGGCUGACAAACCAAGGCGUGAGGCGCACGGUCAUGUUGCGGCGCAGGGUUUUCCACGCGGCUCUUCAACAGCUUUUCACAGGGACCCAGGAAACCGAGCGAGCCCUGCCAUGUGGGCUCCUCUGCGCGCUGAGGGGGGGACGCAGUCUCGACUUGCACAGGCACAAAUCAAGCCUCUUGGAUGUGAGGGAGCGGACUCUCAUCGCCGUAAAGCCAGACGGAGUGCAGCGUCGCCUCAUUGGACAGAUCAUCCAGCGGUUCGAGCAGCGAGGUUUCAAACUGGUCGGGCUAAAGAUGCUGCAGGCGACUCAGGAUGUCCUGUCCGAGCAUUACUGUCACCUGAGGACCAAGCCGUUCUAUGGCAAUCUGCUGCACUACAUGACCUCUGGACCCCUGGUUGUGAUGGUAUGGGAAGGGCAUAACGUCGUUCAGACAUCGCGGACCAUGGUGGGAAACACUAACCCGGCUGAGGCCCUGGCAGGAACCGUCAGAGGAGAUUUCAGCAUUCAUGUCAGCAGGAACGUGGUCCAUGCCAGUGACUCGGUGGAGGGGGCUCAGAAGGAGAUCCAGCUGUGGUUUCAGACGAAAGACCUUUUGGACUGGGACUUGUGGGACCAGACCAGCACCGACGAUGUCUGAAGAUGGCAUCAAUCGAAGGGAGUGAGAGAAAGAUUUACUGCCUCUUUCCCUGCUGCUCAGUGGUCCGUCACUUCAGCGCGACCAAAGGCGAUUGUAAAACAUGAGCCGUAUUCAGUGAUCUCAGUGAUUUACCUCAGAAAUGCACUCAAAUAAAAAUGUUGAUGUUCUGUCA